CUUUAGUGACAUCGAAUCUUUCCCUACGCAGUUUGGACGGAAAAAACACUUCCUGAGCAGUACAGACAUGGAGGAUAAGCUCAGGCAGCUGGAGUGUCUUUUUACAUGGGGAGUGAAACAAUCAGACAUAGGCGACCUGAACAGCAUUCUGCAAAAACUUCAUGACAGGAUCAGAUUUUGUCCACUGAAGUAUCAUGCAACAUAUUUCAACCUUCUGGCUUUCAUCAGUCACCUGGAGGGUAAAACUGACAGUGCACUGGACUAUCUUCAAAAGGCUGAAUCAACAUUAAAAGAAGAAGGGCGAAAGGAAACUGAGUACUUGGUAACAUUUUCCAGCUUUGCGUGGAUCCACUACUAUUUACAGAGGAUAAAUGAUGUAGAAGAGUACUUGAACAAGGUGAAUGGUAUAUGCAAGGACAUACCGGGUUCAUCCGAUUACUCCUGUAACUUGCCCAUAAUACAUGGUGAAAAGGCCUGGAGCUUUUUAAGACUAGGAGGAACAUUCUAUGAGCAAGCAAAAGAGAGCUUUUCUAAGGCUCUUAAAGAAGAACCAGAUAACAUAUUGUUUAAUGUUGGGUAUGCAAUAGUCCUUUACAGGUUACAUGGCAUGACCCAAGCAGAAGACCCUGAAAAAGUCAUAGCACAGCUUAGAAAGGCUCUUAGCCUCGAGCCUGCAAACUCUGAGAUCAUGGUUCUUUUGGCUCUGAAACUCCAGAGGUCAAGAAGACAGGAAGCUCAGAACCUUAUAAAAGAGGCCCUCCGAUUGUCUCCUGACGUUCCGCAGGUAACCAGAUAUGUGGCCAAAUACUUCAGGACAGAGGGCAACAUUGAAGAAUCACUGUCUGUCCUCAAGAGGGCAGUAGAGUUGGCCCCAAACUCCUCUUUCCUGCACCAUCAAAUUGGCCUUUGCCAUAAACAGCAACUUAUUCAAAUGUUUGAGGAAAAGAAGCAUGGAAGACGCGUUUCUGCUGCUCAGAAAGCCGCCAAAGUGUCUGAAUGCAUCCGGUACUUCUCAAAGGCUGUGGAGUUGAAGCCUAAUAAUAUUUAUGCUAAAGUUAAUUUAGCAGACGCCUUUGGGGAGAGCUGGCAACUUGAAGAGGCAGAGAUAAUCUUUUGUGACUUGAUAGAUGACAACACUCUCAGUGAAUCUGAAACACAGCACUGCCACACAAGCUACGGUUUGUUCUUGCUCUAUAAGAAAAAGGAUGAAGACAAAGCAGUCAGUCAGUUCAAGCUAGCAUUUAGGAUACCAGUCGACACCUAUGAAAGAAAACAAGCUGGCAAGAAACUCAAAAUGAUUGCUGAAAGGAAUCUCAACGCCAAGAAGAAAGUCAAAGAAGCACUUGAAAUUUUGGCUUUAAUUUCUUCAGAAAAAAGGCAGGAGGAGACACAAGCAAAAACGUAUCAGCAAAGAGCCCAGCAGCACUCCUUACAUACUGAUGAGCUGACCCAAGACUUUGCUAAGAGACUUGAAUUUUAACUCCUAUUUUAGCUUAUUCAGUUAAGCUAUCUGCUUGGCCGCAGUGUAUGUGUGAAUGCAAGAGUGUAUGGGUGUUUCCCAGUGUUGGGUUGCAGCUGGAAGGGCAUCCGCUGUGUAAAACAUGUGCUGGAUAUAUAAACUGAUUAAUAAACAGAGAUGGGAAGUAACAAAGUACAAAUACUUUGUUACUGAACUUAAGUAGAUUAUACUGGUAUCAGUACUUACUCCACUAUUUAUUUAUUUUUGACAACUUUUUACUUCUUACAUUUUUACACAAGUAUCUGUACUUUCUACUCCUUACAUUUAUAAAUUGGGCUCGUUCGUUUUCAUAUGUUUGGUGGCGCAAUUUAUAUAAUUUCAUGUCAUUGUGCCAGGGGCGUCGCUAGACCUAAUUUACUGGGGCACGUGUCCCAGUAAAAAUCGUCAGUGCCCUAGUAAAUGCUUUGAGAUAUGAUUUACUUCAUAUGCAAGUGUAUUCAUUAAGAGUGGUAAUUCCGAAAAAAAGAUGAUAUUCUCUAUGUGCAACUGAACCAACGCUGUUGAAAGCAAUGUAGUUUAAUCAAAAAGCAAACUGAUGCAUCUUCGCGUGUGCGCAGAGAACCUGCGUGCCUCUUGCACACGCUGCUCUUUUUCCGGUGCGAAUGCCAGUAGUUAACAUGCUGGCUAAAAAAAAUGCUCACACGACGCUCAUGCGUUGUAAAACCGACGUAACAGCCAUUUUUUGUUUUGCAAGUUGACAAAACUAAAGUUCAAACAAUAUAAUGGUGAUCUUAUAAGCAAGCCUGAUAGAUUUUUUUUUUGUAUGAAGCAAAAAGGAGGGAUGACGAGUCUUGGAGGUAAGACUUUUUGAGCAAUGUUGGUGCCAUAUUGCAGGGUGUGAUGCUGCUUGGCUACUUUCAUAAAAUAGAAUGUGAGGUCUAGUUAUCUACCUAUCCUCACUCACUAUCCUUCAGCUUAGUCCCUGAUUUAUCAGUUGGCAGUUCAUUCUGCUGUGGCGACCCCGGAUUAAUAAAGGGAUUAUGCUGUAAAGAAAA
This is a messenger RNA of Danio aesculapii, 2514 nucleotides long. RefSeq names its product interferon-induced protein with tetratricopeptide repeats 9 (gene ifit9). Gene Ontology annotation, biological process: defense response to virus. The coding region runs from base 68 to 1480 and encodes 470 amino acids. The transcript has 2 exons. Gene Ontology annotation, molecular function: protein binding. Lineage: Eukaryota; Metazoa; Chordata; Actinopteri; Cypriniformes; Danionidae. Gene Ontology annotation, cellular component: cytosol. The record is from RefSeq and is a predicted model, not a curated record.